AUGUCUUUUUCUCUCAGAACCUCGUUCAUCCUGCUGGCGGCGACAUCUGCUGCCGCGGAUCUAUACACCGAGCCAUGCCCGCUGUACGGCCAGAAUUACCCGGCGCCCACGGGCUUGGCCAACAGCAAGCAUGUCGAAGCUGCGGCACAGUCGGUCCUGAACCAGCUCCUCAAAGCCAGGAAUGAAACGACAGCGUAUGGGCCACUUGACACCGAGACCACCGCAUUCUCUGUGGAGUUCUACUCCCUUGAUGACGAGGACGCACUUUUCCGUCACCACUAUACGCCAACCCAACUGCUGAGCCAACGAACAGCCGGCGUCGAGGAGGUCGACUCGGACACCAUCUACCGCGUGGGCAGUGUGUCCAAGCUUUGGACCGUGUACCUGUAUCUUCUAGCAGCAGGCGACACGACCUGGAACGACCCAAUCACCAAGUUUAUCCCUGAGCUCCAGGAAAUAUCCCAGACGCAGCAGCCUGACCCUACGAGCGAUGUCGACUGGGAGUCCAUCACGGUCGGGGCCUUGGCAAGCCACCUCGCUGGCAUCGGCAGGGACCCAACCCACGCAGCAGCCUUGACAAAAGUAUUUGGGGACCUUGGCAUACCCAGCCAGAGCGACAAAUCCAGCUCUUCGUGUGGUGAUCCCACACUGGUCACGCUGCCCUGCAAUCGCUCUCACUUUCCGACACAGCACCCCAUCGUCGCUUCAUACGAGACACCCGUCUACUCCAACAGCGCCUUCCAGAUCCUAAGCUACGCCCUCGAAAACAUCACCGGACAGCCGAUGCACGACCUCUUUAACCAACACCUCGUCGAGCCACUCAAUCUCAAGUCGACAUCAUACCACCUACCAUCCACCCCUGACACGUCCAUAAUCCCGUACAAUACCUCCAUCAGCUGGUGGUUCGCCGACCUUCUCGACCUGACCCCGGCAGGCGGCUAUUUCAGCACCGCAAACGACAUGCGCAAGAUCGGAAAGGCAAUGCUCGGCUCGACCCAGCUCGACCCAUCCGCGACCAGGCGCUGGAUGAAGCCACACUCGUUCCUGUCCAAUCGGGACGCCGCCGCCGGCGCACCGUGGGAGAUCUACCGCGCGCCGGGCGAGCCGACAAUGAUGAUGAUGACCAAGGCUGGCGACCUGGGGAUGUACUCGUCGUACGUGGUGCUGAUACCUGAGCUGAAGUUGGGCUUCACUGUGCUGUCGGCGGGCGAGUCCGCGUCAGAAAACACUCGAAUCUUGGGGGACAUCCUGGUGGACACGUUUGUGCCGGCUGCGCGUUCUGCGGCCAGCGACGAGGUGGCUGAGGUGUAUGCAGGAAGUUUCUCGGAUGGGGCGACAGGGUCGAAUAUUACCCUGGUGGGAAAAGAUACAGAGCCCGGGCUCAGUGUCGAGGAGUGGUCUUUCAGUGGGCAAGACGUGCUGUCGCUGCUUGGGAAGCUCAAAGGCGCCAACAUCACGGCGCGGCUGUACUACUCUGGCCUGGAAAGCGAGACUCCAAACGGGACUGUCAGCGCUUGGAGGGCCGUCUACCAGACUGUGACCAGGGCAGUCGGGCCUGGGCCGUUGUCGCCCAUCUGCGACUCCUGGUUCACUGUAGAUGGACUGGCAUAUGGUGGAGUUGGCUUGGACGAGUUCCUGGUCACGACCGUUGAAGGCAAGGCGACUAGCAUUGAGCCGAGGGUGUUGGGGAUUCCCAUGUCCAGAAUAAAGUAA
Messenger RNA from Diaporthe citri, 1713 nucleotides. RefSeq lists its product as uncharacterized. The record is from RefSeq and is a predicted model, not a curated record. The transcript has 2 exons. The coding region runs from base 1 to 1713 and encodes 570 amino acids. NCBI's taxonomy places the organism in Eukaryota, Fungi, Ascomycota, Sordariomycetes, Diaporthales, Diaporthaceae.